Oryza brachyantha (malo sina) is the source of this 1836-nucleotide messenger RNA. RefSeq names its product alpha-galactosidase 3-like. Gene Ontology annotation, biological process: carbohydrate metabolic process. Bases 123 to 1508 code for a protein of 461 amino acids. Gene Ontology annotation, molecular function: hydrolase activity, hydrolyzing O-glycosyl compounds. The transcript has 14 exons. NCBI's taxonomy places the organism in Eukaryota, Viridiplantae, Streptophyta, Magnoliopsida, Poales, Poaceae. The record is from RefSeq and is a predicted model, not a curated record.
UGGGAGAAGCUACCCAUCACGCCCAAUAUCUCUCGAGCUAGGCAAAGCAUCGGCCAGUCGAUCGCACGACUGCUCGGAAAUCGGGUUGGAGCGGAGUGCGCGAGAAGCUUUGCGAAGCGGCAAUGGAGGCGCCGCGCAUCCGCCUCCGCCUCCCCUUCCUCCUGCUGGUGCUCGUGGUCUCGCCGCCGGCGAACGGGUGGCGGCCGGGCGCCUCGGCGGCAAGGGUGGCGCCCCGCAGCCUCGAGCCCCUCCCCACCGCCGCGCUGCGCCGCCUCUACGACACCUCCAACUACGGCAAGCUGCAGCUCAACAACGGCCUCGCCCUCACCCCGCAGAUGGGGUGGAACAGCUGGAAUUUCUUCGCCUGCAACAUCAACGAAACUGUCAUCCGCGAGACAGCUGACGCACUAGUCUCGACGGGGCUGGCUGAUUUGGGCUACAACUAUGUAAACAUCGGUACAGUACUUGGCUCACUAUUAUAUACUUACUGGCUGAAGCAAGUACGUUGUUCUCGCCUGAUUUUCCUCUUGUUCCUUUCAGAUGAUUGUUGGUCCAAUGUAAAAAGAGGAAAUAAGGAUCAACUGUUGCCUGACCCAAAGACUUUCCCUUCUGGCAUCAAAGCUCUUGCGGACUAUGUGCAUGGAAAAGGUCUAAAACUUGGUAUAUACUCUGAUGCCGGGAUUUUUACUUGUCAAGUUCGACCUGGAUCACUCCGUCAUGAAAAGGAUGAUGCUGCAACAUUUGCUUCAUGGGGUGUUGACUACCUGAAGUAUGACAACUGUUACAAUUUGGGAAUAAAGCCCAAGGAAAGGUAUCCUCCAAUGCGUGAUGCUUUAAAUUCAACUGGACGCCAGAUAUUCUACUCUCUAUGUGAAUGGGGCCAGGAUGAUCCAGCUUUAUGGGCUGCCAAAGUUGGUAACAGUUGGCGCACAACAGAUGACAUACAGGAUACAUGGAAAAGCAUGACUGACAUUGCUGAUAAGAAUAACAAGUGGGCAUCUUAUGCUGGACCUGGUGGAUGGAAUGACCCGGACAUGCUGGAAGUCGGGAAUGGUGGCAUGACCUUUGCAGAGUAUCGUGCACAUUUUAGCAUCUGGGCACUUAUGAAGGCUCCUCUCUUAAUUGGUUGUGAUGUCAGAAACAUGACUAAAGAAACAACGGAAAUAUUGAGCAACAAAGAAGUAAUUCAAGUGAAUCAAGAUCCUCUUGGAGUUCAAGGAAGAAGAAUCUUAGGACAAGGGAAAAAUGGAUGCCAAGAGGUGUGGGCUGGUCCCCUCUCUGGUAACCGUCUGGCUGUUGCUUUAUGGAACCGCUGUGAGGAGACUGCCAAUAUUACAAUAAAAUUGCCAUCUGUAGGCCUUGAUGGUUCAUCUGCCUAUUCUGUUAGAGAUCUGUGGAAGCAUGAAACUCUAUCAGAGAACGUUGUAGGUACUUUUGGGGCACAAGUUGAUGUGCAUGACAGCAAAAUGUACAUUUUUACUGCCGCCGUCACCGUUGCAGCAAGUUGAUCAUGGGAGUGUCAUCCCUGAUGCUUUCCUGAGAAGCACACGGUAUCUACUCAGAUUACACCUAGUGAUCAUUGAUCAAUCGUCCGCCAUUUCGGUCGACUCAACAGGUCUACAGAAAUUUGCUUCGUGAAAGUGCUCCCAUUUAGUUCGUGCAGUGUCAGCAGACCAAUUAAGGUUUUCAUUGUAAAUCACGUAAAUUUGUUAGUCCUCUGCUGUACAGGCGCAGGAUGCAAGUUAAAUAAUUUGUUCUGUUGUGAAAAUGAAAUGGUACAUAAAUUAAAUAAAAAUAUUUUUUUAGAAAAUAGUUUCAAAGCAGCCAGUUUCCGCA